This is a messenger RNA of Meira miltonrushii, 2037 nucleotides long. Its product is annotated as PX-domain-containing protein. The transcript has a single exon. The record is from RefSeq and is a predicted model, not a curated record. Gene Ontology annotation, cellular component: endosome. Bases 1 to 2037 code for a protein of 678 amino acids. Gene Ontology annotation, molecular function: phosphatidylinositol-3-phosphate binding. NCBI's taxonomy places the organism in Eukaryota, Fungi, Basidiomycota, Exobasidiomycetes, Exobasidiales, Brachybasidiaceae. Gene Ontology annotation, biological process: protein targeting to vacuole; retrograde transport, endosome to Golgi.
AUGACUACACAAGCUGAUUCUUAUUCAGUCGAUGAUCCUUGGUCAACGAAUUCACCUAUUCGUAAUUCAGGAUCGGGCAUCAAUUCAACAAACAGUAGACCACUAACAUGGGCUGCUCCACCUUCCCAAACUUCCUCUUCGAUCGGAUCAAUAGAGCAUCAACAGCAUCUGCAUCACAAUUUGCCUGAGUUAUACGAGAAAGUGUUUGAAUUGAGUCAAAGUGCUGAACAAAGUGAAGAUCAAGGGAUAUCAUUAGGUCAAUUAGGAAAGAUCGUUCGUUGUGCUCAAGGAAUACAGGCAUCCGAUGUGGAGCGUAUCAUCAACCUGAGCUGUUCUUCAACUUCAUCGCAUUGCAGUAAGGAAGAAUAUGCGACAGCUCUACUACUGAUCGCUCAGCUGCAAUCCGGAUCACCUCUCGAUAUCAACUUGGCAAAAAGCACUCUUGCAUCUGCAGCACGAGAAGAUGGCUCUCCCAUCCCAACACCUCAACUCGAUCUUGGCAAAUUACGCUCUUCCGCAUUCAUGUCCCGCUCAUCCACCUUGACAGAUGUUACGACAAAGAAAGGGGCAAAAAUGUCUAUCACUAGCAGCGGGUCUUCAAACCUCGAUCCAUGGGCAGCAAACACUUCUCCAAGGGAAGGUUUUCCAGCCAAUUCUUCGGCCUUUCGCUCAUCCACUUUGCGUGCUUGGGAUGAAGAAGGAGAAGCAAAAACGAGCAACGGAAAACAGCAGACUGGAGCACGCCCCAAAUCUCCCCUUUAUUCUCCCGCAUACAUCAACCCCGAUCCUUCUUCCGUGCAUCUGUUACCCGACUUGGGAGGAUUUCUAUUCUUUCGGCAUGUGCUUUACCUUGUCAAAACGCCAAUUUGUGCUGGAGUAAAGAGAAGGUAUAGCGAUUUCGUCAAUUUGCAUGAGUAUCUCUUGACUCGAUUUCCAUUUCGACUCUUACCGCCUCUGCCACCCAAGAGACUAUCUCUGCCGCACAUGAAUCGCACGCAAUCCGUUGGAGCUGGUCAACAAGAUGCUUUCUUGGAACAGAGAAGGUUGGCUUUGGCAAGGUAUACACGUGGAAUAAUGAGUCAUCCAGUUAUGCGAAAAGAUGGCGUAGUACAAUCGUUCUUUGGAAGUACUACACACAGAUCCGAAAGACAUUCUGCUGAAUUACCAGCAGAUGAAAAUGCUAGCACAUGGAAAGGUGUGACUUUAGAUGGAGACCAAAUAGUAGAAGAAGGAUUAGACGAUUCAUGGAGAUUGAGCGAUGCAGAUGUUAUGCACAUUCCCGUUGAUAUGGAAGACAAGCUGAAGCGGACGAAGGAGCUUACGACAUCAGUUUUGGACAGGUGGAAUGGUGUGGUUGCUGUUUUUGAACGCCAGGUACGAAGAACUGAAGCUUCUUCAGCUGAAUAUACACGCCUUUCACUUGCUUUAUCUUCUUUGUUGGAAAUUGAAGAUCAAACAUACCAAGGAGCUGAUGAAACGGAAGAUGAUGGCGAUCGUACUGGCGGAGGAGGUACCUCUACCCCGCCGGCCAUGCCACUCCGUUCUGAUGCAUUCCAACGCAGUUCAACGCUGUUGGUUUCCAACAGUCAAGAUUAUGCUGAUCUUUCAACGGCACGUUUCCAUGCACUUCAACAUACUCUUGAUGCAUUGAAAAACGGUCGUGAUUUGUGGGUUUCACUAAAAGACCUUUUCAAGAGGUAUGACAAAUUUGGAAAAGAUCCUAUUCCCGAUCUGGAAAGCAAAAUUGAAUCUUUACGUAAACGAUGGAAAUCGGUUCAAGAAGAAAAGAAGCCUGGUUGGCAAGAGCAAUGCGGAAAGAUUAAAAAGGAGAUUGAACGAGAACAAAAGAUGAUCGAACGUUUUAAACGUAGAAAUGAAAGGGUAAAAGUGGCCAUUUGGCACGAAAUGGCAAGAGCACAAGAAUUGAAAAAUCACAUCAUUCGUGAUUGGCAAAUGUAUGCAAGAAAUGAAAGUAUUCAUCUUGCUGCACUCAAACAAGCUGCCGAAGAACUCAAUAUCGCAUUGGAUCAGCAUUAA